Molecule: messenger RNA, 884 nt
Organism: Aphanomyces astaci
Lineage: Eukaryota; Oomycota; Saprolegniomycetes; Saprolegniales; Verrucalvaceae
Exons: 3
Coding region: 56-481 (141 amino acids)
Source: RefSeq, a predicted model, not a curated record
CUCGAACUGUCAAACUCUCAGACCUGCACCCUUCGACGCAAGUCACUCGUCCGUCAUGCUUGCGACCUUGUCCCGCCGAUUGUCGCGCGUUCCCCGCGUUCGCUUGUCACCAUGCUACCGCCAGAUGUCUACCUCUUUUGAAAAGGACGAAGAUGGCAUUGUCAACAUCGACACCCAGGCCGAUUGGGACACUAUUCUCGCCACGGGCAAGCCAAUUGUGGCCGACUUUUGGGCACCGUGGUGCGGCAAAUGCACCCAGAUCUCGGGCUUUGUGAACAAUCUCGCGGAAGAUUUCCCCGACGUGACGUUUGUGAAGCUGAAUGCCGGCGAAGAAGGUGUGGGGCCGAUCAAAGCCGCGUACAACGUGGAAGUGCUGCCUGCGUUCCUGUUCUUUAAAGACGGCGAGCAAGUCCACACGCCCGUGUUUGGGUACAAGAAGAAACCGCUCAAGGAGAAGGUCCAGUUGUUAGCAGCACCGUAAUAAUCAACUUUUCAUCCACAUAUAUUCCACGGCCGAGGACUACAAACGAAGGGAAAACUUGCUUUGAACAUAAAGACUACCCCAGCACGACACCGGAUAUUGGGAUAGUGACCGACUGCACUCGACGAUUCCUGCAGCUCCUAGCAUAUGCAUCUUAGGUAUGCGACAGCGUUUUCACUUCAACCCGAGCCGCCGCCGCUACCUUUGACGGCCACUGCAGUAGAAACAUGAGUCAUGCAUUGCCAAGCGCGUUUGUUGUCUUGAAGUCCAUGGGAGGUGUCGACAUCGCGGGAAACGUACUGUGAAAAUGCCGACGUUCGCUCACCUGUUGGCGUAAGAUGCAAGUUCGCUCACCCUUUGUCGCAAGAUGCAGGCUGUUGAUGCAUGUGGCGUUCGUUGUCCA